AUUUGUAUUUAAAACAACGCUUUUACUUUUAAUUCGUUUUAAAGUUUUGUGUCACGUUUUUUGUACAACUUUAUCAAACACAAAGGUUACUGACGGACAACUUUCCCUUUAAGAACUCUGACCAGUUGCUCAGCGCCCAAUCGCGGCGCGUAAACUGAACUUUGUUGUUGUCAGCAACUACCAGCUAGCUUUAGGCUAACGUUACAAACCGGCGAGCUACCGGAGUGCUAGCCUUUCCUAUUUGUCUUAAUAACGGAGCCGGGCGUUGCUAUAUUUCGGUCCUAACGGUCACAACGAGUCGCUCUCACAGAGUACUGUCACAUAUACGAGAAGAAAUUACUUCAGGAAUGUCUGAUCCCACCUUAGAGAGACAUUUCAAGGGUCACAGGGACACUGUGACAAGUGUGGACUUCAGCUGCAACAUGAAACAUAUUGCCACAGGUUCGGUGGACUCCUGUGUGAUGAUCUGGAACAUGAAGCCCCAGAUGCGAGCUUAUCGUUUUGAUGGGCACAAAGAAGCUGUCACGUCAGUUCAGUUUUCACCAUCUGGUCACCUGGUGGCCUCUGCCUCCAGAGACAAGACUGUUCGUCUUUGGGUGCCCAGCAUGAAGGCAGAGUCAACAGUAUUCAGAGCUCAUACUGCCACCGUGCGCUCUGUUAACUUUUCUGGUGAUGGACAGACUCUGGUCACAGCCUCCAAUGACAAGACCAUCAAAGUGUGGACCGUCCACAGGCAGAAGUUCCUCUUCUCUCUCAACCAGCACAUUAACUGGGUUCGCUGUGCCAAGUUUUCUCCUGAUGAUCGUUUGAUUGUGUCAUCCAGUGAUGAUAAGACUAUAAAACUCUGGGACAAGAACAGCAGAGAGUGCAUUCAUACUUUCUUUGAACAUGCUGGUUAUGCCAACCAUGUGGAUUUUCACCCUAGUGGAACAUGCAUUGCUGCAGCUAGUACUGACAACUCUGUUAAGCUCUGGGACAUCCGAUCCCACAAGAUGCUCCAACACUACCAAGUCCACAGUGGUGUGGUGAACAGCUUGUCUUUCCACCCUGCUGGUAAUUUCCUAAUCACUGCGUCCAGCGAUUCCACAAUGAAAAUACUAGACCUCGUGGAGGGCAAGCUACUGUACACACUGCAUGGACAUCAGGGUGCAGUCACCUGUGUGACCUUCUCUAGGACUGGAGAGUACUUUUCAUCUGGAGGCACAGAUGAACAGGUAAUGGUGUGGAAAAGCAACCUUGACUUCACUGAAUCUAGUGAUGGUGCUAGACUGCAGCAUAAAAGAGUUCCCGCCUUGCAAGUGCCACAAGCCAGUUCCACAACUUACCUCCAGGUUAAUUCUCAGCCAUCUGUACCCCGCAGUCAGAUCUUUGAACCGGGAGAGUAUCUUAACAGACAUGAAUCUCAUCCUCCUGCCCACACUCUAAGCUACAGUCAUAAUGGCAGUCACAGUAGAGCAGCCCAUUCCCACGACAACAGAGACCCAAGCACCAGUUCCUCCUCCACCCAGCACACUAAGACCCAGAAUUUACAGCAGCCCUCACAUCAGGAUCAACCACAAUCCCAUGCUUCAGAGGGACGGGUUCCCUCUGGUCUGGCAAACACACUGGAGCACAUCAUAGGUCAACUGGAUAUUCUCACUCAGACUGUUUCAAUCUUGGAGCAGCGGCUGACACUGACAGAGGACAAGCUCAAGGAGUGUUUGGAAAACCAAAUGGAAAUUGGACUACAUCUCCAGAGAAGAGACGAAGCAUAAAGAUGGUGUGAGUGGAGAAAGUGAACACAUCAACACUGCAGACUGAUUCAAGUGUUUUUAAAUUGCUCUGAAAAUGUGAGGUCUUAUAUAUGCAACAGAACAAUCACAAGCACGGAAUUGAACAGCCAAUGAAUGAACACUGAGCCUUAGUGCUCUUAGUGCUGAUGCACUGUGUCUGGUUAUUUUACUCAGAGACAUCAGAGGUGAAGGAGCUGCAUACUUGAGAAGUUCCUCCACAAUAGAGCUGAGUGUGCAGUUGCUUCCCUGCUGACAAAGGACCAAUCACUGUGUAUGUUUAUAUAAGUGCACAAUGACUCCCUGUACAAGUGUCAACACAUACAAGAGGCUUUAGUGUACUGUGUGUGUUCAUAUUUUCAUUUCAAUUUGUCAUAUGUAGCAUUGUAUGGCAAGUCACACAGUGUGCAGAAAUCCAACCAAAUAAUUCACAGGCUGAUUCAUCAUUGUAGUUUCCAUUUUUAAAGUGCUCUUUUCAAAAUGUCAGCCUAAUUCUUAGUUUAUUUGCUAAAUUUAUUCCCCAAAAAUCAUUUUAAUUUUUAUUUGUCUUCUAUUAUUAGUUCUUGAACCAGCCAAUCUGUAGCAUCAAACUCAGAUCCCAUUGCAGAGCCAGUGCAGUGCCUUGCUUUUAUAAGAGUUUAAUAUGUAUUUUUGUUGUUAGACCUCAUGAAAAGAUUAAAGGCAUUAUGUAUUGGUCCUACCAGCAAAUUUCAUAAACCUCCACUGUUGUCCAGAAACAAUGAGAAACGUUUCACUGGUCCUCAUUGUAAAUUCUGUUUACAUUUUUUAUUUGUGUCUUAAACCUGUUCACUAACUUUCUUACAUACAGUGAGUUUAGGUCUGACUGCUGCAAAAGUCAGAAAGAGAUAAACAUUUUUUUAUUUUUAAAUGAGAUGUUGGCUAUAAGAAAACUUUAAAUAAACAAAUCCUUGGGUCUCAGAUGUCAGAAUAAUGGUUUUACUUUGGUUUUGGGUUGAUUUUUACUCUUCUACUUCUGUGGUUUUAAUGUGUCUCUGUGCUUCCUGUUUUCUUAAACUUUUAUGCACUAAAGUAAGCUAUUGUUCAUCCUCUUAAUAAA
This is a messenger RNA of Melanotaenia boesemani (Boeseman's rainbowfish), 2847 nucleotides long. RefSeq names its product POC1 centriolar protein A (gene poc1a). The transcript is spliced from 11 exons. The record is from RefSeq and is a predicted model, not a curated record. Lineage: Eukaryota; Metazoa; Chordata; Actinopteri; Atheriniformes; Melanotaeniidae. Gene Ontology annotation, biological process: cilium assembly. Gene Ontology annotation, molecular function: protein binding. Bases 348 to 1754 code for a protein of 468 amino acids. Gene Ontology annotation, cellular component: ciliary basal body; centriole.